AUGGAAUAUGGUAUCCUUCAAGUACUUCUUGUUAAUGCAAAAGGAAUCAGACGAACCAAUUUGUUUGGUAACCCAUCCUAUUAUGUGUUGAUACAAUGUGGUACUGAAAUAAGGAGGAGCAAAACUACUAAAGGUUAUCGCCAUAAAGCAUUUUGGAAUCAAAAAUUUGAAUUUGAGUUCCCAUUUUCUGAGUGGAAGAAUUUAAGUCAUCUUGAAAUUAGUAUAAUGGAUGAUGAGUCUUCUAAUGACACGGGAUUUAUUGGUCGUGCUAUAAUUUAUCUUGGUGGGCUUGUUGUAGAAAUGAAUGAUAGAGAAGUGAUUGAAGUACAUCCUUGUCCAUAUAAUGUAGUGCUUGAGGACACUACCUACAAAGGACAAAUCAAGAUUGGAAUAAAUUUGCAGAGAAAAAUGCACAAAGAAAUUAGAAGACAGACUGCACAGAUUGUGGAAACAAGACAUAAUUUUUAUAGCCGUUUGUUUAGAAUUUUGAAGGUUUCAUGGUGGAGAGCACUUUUUUCAUGUAACUAA
Molecule: messenger RNA, 528 nt
Organism: Amaranthus tricolor (Joseph's coat)
Lineage: Eukaryota; Viridiplantae; Streptophyta; Magnoliopsida; Caryophyllales; Amaranthaceae
Exons: 4
Coding region: 1-528 (175 amino acids)
Source: RefSeq, a predicted model, not a curated record